AUGCGCCGGUCGCCCUCUUUGGGCCCCGCGGCGGCCCGGAGGCGUGAAGUCGAAGCGCUGAGCCUGCGGAAACGAGGCCGAAGGGUGGCGCCAGGGCCAGGCGAGGCAGGAGAUUGCGGCCCUCAGGGCGUGGGGUGUGAGGAGAACAGGCAAAACAGAAUGGUGGUCCGGGUGAAUGGGAGAGAAAAGGUGGAAAGUGAAAAGUCGACCAAGGAAAAAAGAAAAGUUAUUGAAGCCUCCAGUGACGAUCCACAGCCAGGAAUUGACCUGGUAAGGAAGGAAUCAUUAACCAGUUAGGAAUCUUUCCAAACAGUGCAAUGCAGUUAAAUUCAAAGUAUGGCUUUCUUGUAGUCUUUGGGUGAGGAAGGUUUGGUAGAAGGUAUUAGAAGAAGGAUUGAGAUUAAAAAACUUAAAAAUUUAGAGAUUAUCUCCGUUCUCAAAAUAACUGAAAAUAAAGUGGCACAAAAUGGUAAGGUUGAAUUCCAAGAUGAACUGUACAAGAAUACUCCAAAAUAUUCUUGUAACAGCUUGUCACCUAGAGUAGACAAUAAUUAUAUUUUAAAGUUACAUGAUUGUAAUUGUUUCCCCCAUUUUAAGGGUUGUAAUGAUGAAAACAACCUUGAAUAUAAACCUGAUGGUGGAUGUAUGCAUGUAGCAGAAAAUUCUUCCAAGAAUGAAAAUCUUAAGAGCCUUGCAGAGAAGAGUGAUACAAAUAGUAUUCCUCAGCUUUUACAAAGUGAAGAAAACUUAAUGGGAGUAAAUAAAUUAUUGCUUGAAGACAGUGAUUUAGACCAAAGUACAAAUAAUGGCUUCCUUUCCUGCCUUCAAAGUGAAAAACAUAAAUAUUCAAUAGCGGAGAGCAAUAUUGGGAGAAAACCAAAGAAAAAGAUGAAGUUGGCUGAAAAAGGAGAUGAAACAGUUACUGAGAAGAGCUUCUCUAAUGUGUACAGCAAGUCUGAGUUGGUAUUACAAGAAAACCUCAUGCGUGCUCAAUGUAAAGAAGCAGGAACUUUAGACACUAAAAAAGGCCCUUCCAAAGUUUUGAGGAGAGUAAACCAUAACACAUCCUCUCCAGUGGAUCAUUCAUUAAGUCUCCCAGAAACAGAAGAGAAAAAAACAAGUCCUGAACAUCAUGUAAAUGCUAUGUUUCAGAAAACCCUUGACCCACUUUUGAAAGAAGAAACAAAGACUGCUUCAGAGCCCUUUGUAUGUAAAAACAUGGAGCCAGAAGAAUAUUUUAAGUUAGUAAGAAACUCAGUAGUGAAGCCACCUAGUGAUAGAUUUGACCUUUCUGAUUACCAUCAUAUUGAAAGAUCUUCACAGGAAGAGUUGGGAAAUGAAACUGAAGAAUCAAAGUUAAGCUGUCACAGAACAAUACCAAUGACUGGUAAAAGAACUUGGCCUUGUUACUCGUGUGCUAGAAUAUCUGUCCAAUGUUGGAAAAAGGCAUCCUUGCCAGAAUCAAAUUUAUUUCUUUCUGCGUCUGGAGAAAGUUUUAGUCAAAAUGAUUUUCUUAAACACCCAACAAAUCAGACUCACUUAACUGAUUCCAAAGUAUUGUUACAAAGCUCUAUAACGGAAACAAACAUUGACUCUUCAAGCAAAGAAAAAUUGGAUUCUGAUGUAAAUUGUCUAUCUUCAGAUUCUGCAACAGAACCAACUUUAAUGGUUAUAGAGGAACCUAUAAUCAGUGGUGAUAAAAAAGUGAGGUCAGAGGAGCUGAGCAGAAGUGGGCCAGAGAUAGUUGUGAACACUGCCCAAGACACUCGGUUAACUAAUGUGACUCAAAGCUUGACAGGAAGUAAAAAAAAGGAUAGAGGGAAUUUAACAAAACCUAAUUUUACAGUGGCUUCCCAGGAUGGCCAGGAAGCAAAUAACUCUACAGGCAAAACUAUUCAUCGAAAAGCACGUGUUGCUAAGCAAACACUUGAAGUUCCAGAUUUGGUUAAAAUAUUGAACACAGGACGGCUGACUAAUUUUAAAAUUCCUUUACUUAAGAAUAGAACAGAAAAAAGAAAAGAAGUAAAUCUCAAGUCAUCAGAGAGAGAAGCUUAUAGUCCCCUAGAACUUCUUGACAAUUUAUCUGUAGCAGAGGUAAAACAACAUUGGAGUAAAGAAAAUGUCUCCAUAGAAAUAUCAGAACCUCAAUCUUGGAGUGUACAAAACAGUGUAACUUCAAUGCAAGUGAGUUCUGAUUCAUUCUACAGUAAGAAUAACUGCAGUGUUUCUUCAGGCUUCUCAAAGCAAGGUAAUAAUAAACCAUCUAAUCACAUCUCUGAAGUAGGCAAAAUUGUUUCUAACCAGGAAGCUGUUUCUCUUACAGUUGAAAAUAAUAUUUUUCCUUGUGAUCCUGAGUGUACAGAGAAAAGUACUGCUUUCUGUUGUAAUCAACAAGACACAUUUGAACCAGUUUCCUCUGAAGAUAGUACUAAAAAAAUGACUGAGACCUUUUCAGAAAUUAAAAUGGAGUUUCCGGAUGUUCUUAAAGCAUAUGAAGAUGAUGUCCUCUUAAUUGAUGUAAUUCAAGAUGACCCAGACCUUUUUGGAGUUUCCAGUGAAGGGGAGCUUUCUUUUACUUCAGAGGUCCCCAUGAUAGGCCUGGAGCCCAGUGUUGCUGAAGAGUACUCACCAACAGACUCCAAGCACAUGGAACUUCCAGAAAAAAAAGAACCAAGUGAUGACUUGAGAGAACUUCCUAUACUGGACCCUGGAUUGAUGAAGUCAGAUGUCUGCCCUUCUUUGUUAGCAGCAAAUGAGAUAAAGCAUGAAUCCAAAGGUGUAAGUGUUUCCUUAGGAGAAGUUACCAAUGAGACCUCUGAAAAUGAAAAACUGGGAAACGUCAGUGAACAUAUGAAAGGUUCAGACUUAGAAGAGAAGUAUGGGUUUCUAGGCAAGAUGGCUGUUAAAGAAGAAAAAGAAAAUAUUUAUGAAGUCUGCAAAAGCAAAGAUUGUAAAAAUGAAGAGAUUAUGGCUGGUGAAUGUCAGUUAGCAGCACUGGGCCCAAAACCUCUGUACUUAUUGGUGCCACCUUUAAAUCUAAGUGCUCAUCAAGAAGAUACAAUCCUGAGACCCUGGAUGAAUGAUUUCAGAUUUCCAGGAAAACAUUCCCUCCUAAAGUUUCAGAAUGCUGAACCUUGUGAAAUAUUUAAGAGGGAGAAAAAUCUAGGGGUGUUCCAGAAGCCUCUAGGGUUAAUGAUACCCCAUAGAUACUGCAAAUUUCAUUUUAAUACAUUACGUGGCUGUGAACGAUCACAGUGCAAGUUUGCACAUGUCCCUGAACAAGGGGAUGAAAAGAUGUGCAUGGAUGUGUUUAAGAAAUACAUAAAUAUCAAUGAGUUGUGUUUGCUACAACGUGCAGUAAGCAUGUUUAUAGAGUACUACAGAAAGUUCCCUCCAGGUAUACACUUUGAUUUACAAGUGCUAAAUGACCUUCUAAGUUCUUUACUCAAACAUUGUUUAUUGAAAGAAGUAUUUCAAGUAGUGAACCUCAGCAUCAUGCUUAAAAUGCUGCCUGCUCUGAAAAUACUACUAAACUUAUUUGAACAUGUGGCAACUAUGAACUUAAGGAAUGUUGUACCUGCUUUAAUUGCUAUCUUUUGCAAGCUUGUUGAAGCUGGGAUGGUACUUGACCCAGAACACUAUAACUAUAUUGUUAAGCUCUUAUACCAAGUACAAGCUUCCAAACAAGAAAUAACUACAAUUCUGGAAAUGAAAUCCAGGUUACAGAUGAGGCAAUUUAAAAAGAACUGGAAGUAUGAUUUAGAUUCAGCCUUGAAAGAAAUAAAGCAAUGUAAAGAAAAAGGUGACUGGACCAAAUUGGGAAAUUUAUACCUUAAUGUAAAAAUAGCCUGUGAAAAAUUUGCAGAUUUCCAGAGAUUUUGUGCUUGUGUUGCUGAAACACUAACAGAAGACUUUAAGGAAGAGAGACCAGGUGUUCCUUUUUGUGAAUUUGCUGAAACAGUUAGCAAAGAUCCACAAAAUAGUGAAGUAGAUAAAACUUUGCUGGGAAGAAUUGCAAUCAGUGUUAUGUACUUCUAUCACAAACUGUUACAGUGGCCCAAGGGAAGAAAGGUCUUAGAUAAACUAUAUGAAUUAAAAAUACAUUUCACAAGUUUAAAAGGACUUACAGGGCCUGAGCAGUUAGCAUCAAGAUGUCAAAUUGUGAAUAUUGCAGCAGAAAUUUUUCUCAAAAGUGGAAGCCUAGAUGGUGCCAUUUGGGUAUUGAGGGAGUCAGAAUGGAUCAUCAAUACACCACUGUGGCCUUGUGACAGAAUGGAUGUGCUCAAUCGACAUAAUCUUCUGUGUACAAUUGCACAUGAGAUCUUAGCCAAGAGCCUUUAUAGACAGACAUUUGAAGUUUUGCAAAAUCUACCAGGUUUUCAAAGUUCUAAAGAAACUGUGGACGUCGCACAAUAUAGCCUUCUGUUUAAUAAACUUCUGGAGUCCUGUAUGGAAAGCAACAGUCUUGGAAUGUCAUCCUCUGUAGCAGAAUUCAUGAUUUCAAAGAGUAUCCCUAUUGAUUUUUCCUUUCUUAGAAGAUUAAUUACUGCUCUAGGAAGGAGUUGUUUAUGGCUCAAAGCCAGAGCCCACUACAAAAGUGCUCUCUCUUUGGGCUGCUAUCCACCAUUGGAAGGAAAUUUAUACCGAAAACUUCUGCUGAUUCCUUCUUACUUAUCUGAGAUUGAAAUGCUUUUAGCUAUCGAAAUUUUCCUAGUAUCUAAUGCUAGUAGUAUUCAGAGUCCUGGAACUUCUACACAGAUACUGCAGAUAGUUUUGAAAAGAUGUGAAAAAAACAAACCACAGACUAAGGACGAUUAUCAAGCUGCGGUGGACAGGUUAAUCACAGCUGCUCGUAUAUCGGAUCCAAAGCUUUUCAUUAAGCACAUGACUGUCAAUGUUAAUAAGGAACAGGUUUAUAGUUUGGAACAUUGUUCUGCCCUGAAAUGGUUGAAAGAGAAUAUGAAGUGGGCUGGAAAGGUUUGGCUUUUCAGUAACCAUUAG
Orycteropus afer afer is the source of this 5001-nucleotide messenger RNA. RefSeq names its product testis and ovary specific TOPAZ 1 (gene TOPAZ1). Lineage: Eukaryota; Metazoa; Chordata; Mammalia; Tubulidentata; Orycteropodidae. The record is from RefSeq and is a predicted model, not a curated record. Gene Ontology annotation, molecular function: metal ion binding. Gene Ontology annotation, biological process: spermatid development; spermatocyte division.